UUGUCAGCCACAGUUCACAGCUCUUUGGCUGUGUUUCCUGUGACUCCACGCACCCCACACCCUCACUCUGCUCUCUGUGCAGAUCAAUCAAAGUCACCCUGGGGGCCCACAACAUCAAGGAGCAGGAGAAGACCCAGCAGGUCAUCCAGGUGACAAGAGCCAUCCCCCACCCAGACUAUAAUCCCAAGAACUUCUCCAGUGACAUCAUGUUACUGCAGCUGGAGAGAAAUAUCAAGCUGACUAAAGCUGUGAAGCCGCUUCGCCUGCCCAGGGGCAAGGACUGGGUGAGGCCUGGACAGAAUUGCAGCAUGGCCGGCUGGGGACAGGUUGCGAUGGGCACUUUAGCAAACACUCUACAAGAAGUGGAGCUGACCAUUCAGAAGGAUCGAGAGUGCAGAUCUCUCUUCCCCAGCUACUACCGCAGGGGCACCCAGAUUUGUGUAGGAGACCCAAAGAAGAGGAUGACCGGCUUCAAGGGAGACUCCGGAGGCCCCCUCAUGUGUAACAACACAGCUCAGGGUAUUUUCUCCUAUGGAGGAAACAGUGGGAAACCUCCAGGAAUCUACAUGAAUGUCUCACACUUUCUGACCUGGAUAAAGAGAACAAUGAAGCGCCUCUAACAGCAGGCAUGAGACUGAUCUUCCUUUUGGUUGACCAUCUCCCCCCGGGGCAGAGGCAAGAAUUCCA
Molecule: messenger RNA, 687 nt
Organism: Hipposideros armiger (great roundleaf bat)
Lineage: Eukaryota; Metazoa; Chordata; Mammalia; Chiroptera; Hipposideridae
Product: granzyme H-like
Exons: 3
Biological process (GO): proteolysis
Cellular component (GO): intracellular membrane-bounded organelle; cytoplasm
Molecular function (GO): serine-type endopeptidase activity
Source: RefSeq, a predicted model, not a curated record